UUGACAACGUCUGCCAUCACUUCCGGACUGAUAGCGAGGGCUGGGGAGUUGAGUAGAUCGACCCAGAAAAUGUAUUAUCAGAUUUACUAUAAAGCGUUGACUAGCUCCACCAACCAUUCUUGCAUUCACCCAACGACAAUGAAUCUGUUUUUAUUUUGAACCACCAUUUUGUAAAGACGCAGUGAUCACAACUAAAUACGGAGCAAAGCACCACUGGAGAAACACAUGAGGAUCUAGAAAGCAGGCAGCUGACAGGACGCCUGUGACAGGACCAGUGUGAACCUGAAGAACCGGAAAGAUCCCCUCAGAGAAAAAAGGGAGAGCGAGAGAGAGGGAGGUGUUAGAGGAGAGGGGAAUUAUAAACAGGAUACACAGCUGGCUAGUCAGACAGUGGGUGCCAAAGAGCCAAAUCAUCACAGAGCAAGCAGGAGAGGAUUGGAGGGAGAGGGGUAAGGGGUCAGACAGCUACCCCCGUGCACGACAAGUGACAUCAUUGUCGUCAUCGUCACUGUCGUCGCCACCGCCAUCAUGAAGAUGAAGGAGGACAUGAGUCCACUGCUGCUGCAGGUGUACCGCUCUGUGGUGUGGGUCUAUUCCGUCAUCACCUUCCUGCCCUGGUACGUUCUCACUGGCGCCGGGGCCACCCAGCGCCGCGCCAAGCGGGUCAAGGCGCGCUCGGUGAGCGGACGGCCUGCCGGACCCUACCGGUCGUUGAACAGCGCCCAGCGGCUGGUGUCGGCGAUGCGCGAGGGCGUGGACACACUGGAUAAGGUGUUUGAGUAUGCCGCGCAGAACUUCCCCCAGAGAGACUGCCUGGGCACGCGUGAGCUCCUCAGUGAGGAGGACGAGCUGCAGCCCAAUGGCAAAGUCUUCAAGAAGGUGAUCCUGGGGGAGUACCAGUGGACGUCAUACGAGCAGGCCUUCCGGGCAUCGCACCACUUUGGCAGCGGGCUGGCUGCUUUGGGUCAGAAGCCCAGGUGCAACAUCGCCAUCUUCUGUGAGACACGGGCAGAGUGGAUCAUCGCUGCCCAGGCCUGCUUCAUGUACAACUUCCCUGUGGUGACUCUGUACUCCACCCUGGGAGGCCCUGCCAUUGCUCAUGGGCUGAACGAGACCGAGGUCACACACAUCAUCACCAGUAAGGACCUGCUACAGAGCCGACUGAAGGCGAUUCUACUGGAUGUGCCCAGACUGCAGCACAUUAUUGUGGUGGACAGUAAGCCCAGCACAUGGCCAGGAAUGCCCAGAGGCAUCAUGGUCCACAACAUGGCCGCCGUGCAGGAACUGGGGACCAAACCAGAGAACAUGACGAAGCCGCGCGCCCAGCCGCUGCCGUCAGACAUUGCCGUCAUCAUGUACACCAGCGGCUCCACCGGCAUCCCCAAGGGGGUCAUGAUCUCCCAUAGCAACAUCAUCGCCGGCAUCACCGGCAUGGCGCAGCGUAUCCCCGACCUGGAUGAGAAUGACACCUACAUCGGGUACCUGCCCCUGGCCCACGUGCUGGAGCUGAGCGCUGAGCUGGUGUGUGUGUCUCACGGCUGCCGGAUUGGAUACUCCUCCCCUCAGACGCUAGCCGACCAGUCCACAAAGAUAAAGAAGGGCAGUAAAGGGGACACAAGCAUGCUGAAGCCCACCCUGAUGGCAGCCGUGCCGGAGAUCAUGGACCGAAUUUAUAAGAAUGUCAUGACCAAGGUGGAGGAGAUGAGUAGUGUUCAGCGCAGUCUCUUCGUGCUCGCAUAUAACUACAAGAUGGAGCAGAUCUCCAAAGGCUAUGGAACGCCACUCUGUGACCGGCUGGUGUUCAAUAAGGUGCGCUCCCUGCUGGGCGGGAACACGCGUCUGCUGCUGUCGGGUGGAGCCCCCCUCUCGGCCGCCACACAACGCUUCAUGAACAUCUGCUUCUGCUGCCCCGUGGGACAGGGCUACGGCCUCACCGAGACCUGCGGAGCUGGCACCAUCAGCGAGAUUUGGGACUACAGCACAGGAAGGGUGGGGGCACCGCUGGUCUGCUCCGAGAUCAAACUGAAGGACUGGGAAGAGGGCGGUUACCAUAGCACUGACAAGCCAAACCCACGAGGGGAGAUUGUGAUUGGAGGGCCCAACGUUGCCAUGGGUUACUAUAAGAACGAGGCCAAGAACCUGGAGGACUUUUUCGUGGACGAGAACGGCCAGCGCUGGUUCUGUACUGGGGACAUCGGGGAGUUCCAUUCUGAUGGAUGCCUCAAGAUUAUCGACCGUAAGAAGGACCUGGUGAAGCUGCAGGCUGGAGAGUAUGUGUCUCUGGGAAGGGUGGAGGCUGUGCUGAAGAACUGUCCCCUUAUUGACAACAUUUGUGCCUACGCUAACAGUGAAGAGUCGUACGUGAUCAGUUUUGUGGUGCCCAAUCAGAAGCAGCUGAUGGCCCUGGCACAGCAUAGUGGAGUGCGGGACUCCUGGGAGGAGGUGUGUAACAGCCCCGUCAUGGAGAAGGAGGUGUUGCGCGUCAUCACAGAGGCAGCAGUCACAGCCAACAUGGAACGCUUCGAGAUCCCCAAAAAGAUCCGGCUAAGCGCCGAGCCAUGGACCCCGGAGACUGGCCUGGUGACCGACGCCUUCAAGCUUAAGCGGAAGGAGCUCAAGACUCACUACCAGGACGACAUCGAGAGAAUGUACGGGGGCAAGUGACGGAGGCAAGCGGUGGGGUAACCCCUUUCCGUGCAGCACCUCCUACCCACCCUGACAUAAAAAGCCACACACACACUCACACACACUUCCUCUUCCUUCUUCUUCUUCGGAUUUGGCCAGGACCAGCGACCACGAAAAAGGAAGGAACCGGUUUACUUGAAUCCCUGCAAACGCAGUUAGUCAUUUAACAGGACGAGGAGAAGGAAUGAAGAACGAACGAAAGAGAGAGAUGGAGAGGAAGCAAGAGAUACAUGGAAAGAGUGACAGCAAGAGAGAGAUGGAGAGCGAGAGGGAGAAACUGUAACCUGGCCCCCACACACUACUCCACCAUCCCCCCCCCCCCCCAAUAACUCAAAUGGACGUGUGCAGGCAGCCAUGUAGCCAGACGAACACACUCCAACAUGACCAAUGCCCAGAUACAGGAGACGCCUGCGUCGUUUGGGCCUUGUCUUGCUCUCUAUCUCUUUGGCUUUUUUUGUUCUUGUAUUUGUACAAAAAACGCCCGCCUCCCUCUCCUUUUUGUCCCUGGUCCCCCUCCUCGGGUUCUCCCUUCCUAACUUCCCCAGAUGGACCUUUCCCCAGAUGGACCUUUCCCCAGAUGGACCUUUCCCCAGAUGGACCUUUCUUGCUUUGCAGUCCAGACACCUGAUGUGAAGAAGGCUCAGCAUUGACUUAGGCCAGCGCUCAACUCCACUCAACUCCACCUCCACUGCUGAGCCCAUGCAGGGAAAAACGUUUUAGGCUUUUUGUUCGGUGGUUAUGCUUUUUGUGUGUGUGUGUCUGUUCGUGCGUUUGUUUUGCUUUAUAUCCCGGAGAUGAGAUAUCUUUAUUGAUUGGCUUGGUGGGUGGACACCUACAAGGUAAAUCAGGUAAACACAGUUUGUUUAAUAAAACGUAAUGAAUUCUUUUUUUAUUUUUUUUUAAACCCAAUCUACUUCAUAGGUGUCCCGUUUUGAAGAAAUAUUGGGACAUUUGCCAGCCAAUCAGAAAGUAGUAUUUCUUGUCUCCGUGGUGUAAACCUUACUUAACGGAAGGUGUAUGCUUCACCCAUGUUGGCUUGGCUUCAGUAGUACCAAAUGAUAGCAGCCAUCUUUGGAAUGGACUCUGCCGUGAUGUGGCCCUCACCUGUCACAGAUCCGUUCCAAUCCGUUAUCAUCAGGAUUGUUCCGAGCCCAGAGAAAUUUCGAUGCCUAUGCUUUCUUAUUGUCGGUGUGUAUUUAUACUUCAACUGACAGUUUGGUUUUUAAUGUUUUUUUGUUUGUUUUUUCUCACUCCUGUUACAUUUCCAAAACCCCCCUCCGACUGUUUAUGAUUUUGUUUUGUUAUGUUUUCAUUAUGUGUAACUGUUUACUGACUGUUCUGAUAAAGUAAUAAUAUGCUAAGUUGCUGUACUAUAACAUUGUACCAUAGUCUGCACUCCCCCACUCGCAUAUGAAGGGGUCUAUGUGCCUGAAGGGACAGGGAACUCACUGGGCGCGAUGGUCACGUUGCCAUGACGGUGGCAGGUCACUAGCUCUAGGAUGGUAGAAAGCAUUAUAAAGAUUACCAGAUAAUCAACCAGCAGGAAGCAAGCUUACCCUCCCCCUUUUGCCAUUGAGCUGAUCAGAUUUGCAAGACUGUGUGUGUGUGAUUUGUUUGAGUGGAGACACUAAUUGAAGUUCGUAUUUAUGUGUGUUUGUGUGUGUAGGUGUGGGGACUGUGGCUCAUUGAAGUUCAAGUGUGUUUGUGUGUGUCGAUGGGUGGGUGUUUGUCAGCUAAAUUGUAAAUGGUUCCUCGCGUAAAUGGUUCCUCACCUCCCCCAUGUCCAUGAAGGGGGACUUGCGUCCAAAAAUGGGCACACACGUCGUACAUACACAAAAAACUAAAACAGAAUUUGCUUUAAACUUUUCCAUCUGUUCAUAACAGAGCCUUUAAAUGUAUUUCUAAACAUAAUGCCAUGUAUUCUGAAACAAGUGACCAAUGUAUUGCAUGGAUGUUUGCAAGGGAACAAAUCGUUGUAGAAUAAAAUGACAAGACUUUUUCUGACCAUUCUAGAGAUGUUUUAAGGAUCCUCAUUACUUGUCUUUGUACAGAAAGCAUCCCCUAGAUAUAGUUUAAGCCAUUGAAUCCCUUUCUCAGUAGUUACGGUUCUCAUAUGUCUAUAGACAGUUAGUACCAUUUACAAA
Molecule: messenger RNA, 4829 nt
Organism: Clupea harengus (Atlantic herring)
Lineage: Eukaryota; Metazoa; Chordata; Actinopteri; Clupeiformes; Clupeidae
Gene: acsl3b
Product: acyl-CoA synthetase long chain family member 3b
Biological process (GO): long-chain fatty-acyl-CoA metabolic process; long-chain fatty acid metabolic process; neuron differentiation
Cellular component (GO): endoplasmic reticulum; plasma membrane; lipid droplet
Molecular function (GO): long-chain fatty acid-CoA ligase activity
Source: RefSeq, a predicted model, not a curated record